Messenger RNA from Colletes gigas, 2668 nucleotides. Its product is annotated as RING finger protein 10. Gene Ontology annotation, biological process: positive regulation of transcription by RNA polymerase II. Gene Ontology annotation, molecular function: transcription cis-regulatory region binding; metal ion binding. The transcript has 12 exons. NCBI's taxonomy places the organism in Eukaryota, Metazoa, Arthropoda, Insecta, Hymenoptera, Colletidae. The record is from RefSeq and is a predicted model, not a curated record. Bases 323 to 2452 code for a protein of 709 amino acids.
AUUAGUUUCGUCGCCAUCAUAGCGACGAGAUCGCGACCGCUUUUGGCCGCAGAGCCAGAAACUCAGGCAAUUGUCGUUUACGACAAAAAGGCGAGGAGGCAGAGCUUUUGCUCUGUUGCAGACGAGUCCGUGGUCACCGUAGAACCGUCACGUCGGGCGUCGAUUAUCGGCAACUGGAGGACCUUUUUUCCACCUUUGACGCUAACGAAACAUGGCUUAUUGAAGAAGAUGAAGGGUCUGCAAAAAUACACUGUUUCUCCGUACGGAGGAGACCGUAGCCUCAAUCACGCUGGAAAUCAGCACGAACGUAUUCGUGCCAGAAAUGGAAAAGAACGCAAAGUUUACGCAGUCCUCCACAAAGGGAGCUCCUGCUGAUGCGAAGAAGACACAAGAUGUUACUAAUAAGCUUUUCCCGAGAGCUUUGCGUCGGUGCGAACCAUCUGGCACUAGUAGUUCCACGAAGUUCGAACAACCAAAGAAGUGCAAUGUACAGAAAGCAAAAAGUUUUGAUAAGAGACCAAAACCUAAAGGACAAUAUUAUGGCGGUUCAAAGGAGAAUACCAAGGUAGUGCAAUCAGAAUUAGCUGAGCCUGGCACAGUAUUGGUCCAAGGAAGUAAAAAGCAGAAUUUGAAUCAUCUGCUAAAUUUUCAUUAUGAACCACGUGAUAUGCGUGGUGGUUCAGGUGCAUGGAGUCGUGGAAAACCGAUAAAGGGUUAUUGCCGCAACAGUAAUAGGUGGCUUCCGCCGGUACAGCGUCAUAAGUACAACAAAGAACAGUUUUUACAAGCCAGCUGCCAAUUUGUUGUAACUGCCAAUGGAAAUUAUUCAUUACAUCUGACUGACCCCGAUGCUCUAGUUGAUUGGAAAUUAGUAGAACAGAUUAAAAUUCAUAGUUCUGAGAGCUUGUCUUGCCCAAUUUGUUUGUGUUCACCAGUUGCUGGAAAAAUGACACGCUGUGGUCAUGUUUAUUGUUGGCCCUGUAUCCUUCAUUAUUUAUCGCUCUCUGAUAAAUCUUGGCGUAAAUGUCCCAUUUGUUAUGAGUCUAUUCAAAAAUCUGAUUUGAAAAGUGUCACUGAAAUCACUCAAAGUAUGCUAAAUUCUGGCGAUAUUGUUACUUUGCGUCUGAUGCGCCGUGAGAAAGGAUCGUUACUCGCAGUACCCGUUGGAGCCGCGGUACAAAGUCCAACAAACUUUUUCCCAGCUUCAGAUCCUAUCAGUAAAGAAGUGUAUUCGAAACUUCUCAUUGCAAGCACAAAUGAUGUCAUGGGUAUCAUCGAAUGCGAACGUACUCAAUUGCAGUUCGAACUGUCGGAUAAUCCCGAUUCGCCAGAAAAUUGUUACAUCGAGCAAGCGCUUAAUGAACUUUCAAUACGCGAACAGGAUCUGUUAAAGGAGAUCGAAUCAAAGUCACAAGUUUCUGUGGACCCGACUACAACACAGAUGGAGAACAGUGAUACUGAAAAACAGUUACUUCAACAAGAAUAUCAAGAUUGCGAAGAAGUUAAUGAUAUUUCAAACGAAAAAAAUAUAAAAAGCGUAGAUGAAGAAUAUCCCAAAACAGUAGAAAAUUCACCCAACAGCACCCAGUCGACUUCAGGCUUACAUAAAUUUUUUUAUUUUUACCAAGCGGACGAUGGGCAAGAUCUAUAUCUUCACGCAGUGAAUGUAAAAAUGUUGGAAAUGCAGUACGGUAGUCUUGAGAAUUCUCCUCAUGUAAUAACGGGAAAGCUCUUGGAAAAAGAAGGAGGAAGUCUUACAGAAGAUCUAAGACGCAGACUAAGAUAUUUAUGUCACUUGCCGAUUACUUGUCAGUUUGAAGUAGCCGAGAUCGAGUUAAAACCACCGAUUGUAUCGCAAGAGGUUCUCUCUUCGUUUCAGGAGCAAUUAGCAUUGAGACACAGACGCAGGCAGCAGCGAGAACGUGGAGAAAGGAAAAGGGAGAAAAAGAUCACCGAAGAAGAAAAUAAACGAAUGGGAAGAUAUCCAAAGCCUAUUGUACACAUCGAUUCACAGCGUCAUUUCCCUCAAUGGCAGCCGGAACUGUUGUUUUCAGAGGAGAACGUUUCAUCACCGCCGGAAUCAACGGUGCCUUCAAGCGUAGCUAGCAGUCCAUCGUUGAACACGACGUUUGACGAAAUUGCUGUGAACAGACAAACCGACAAUACAACUCUCGAACAGGGGGGGCCAUCGUUCGCAGAGAUGUUGCGAAACAAAGGCACGCGUUUAAAAUCCGACACCGUAUGGCCGUCUGUUAACUCUGCUCGCAAGAAGCCGUGUUCGAGCAUGCUUGUCGAGUCAUCUUCCAGAGACACCGAGGAAGAAAAUUAUGUUUCAGCGCCAUCUUACAGUCAGAGCUUUGGCGACGCUUUGGCAGCCGCUUUAGAACAAACAAAAUUGUUGGGAGCAGAGAAAGCUGGAGGCGGAAAGAAGAAGAAGAAGAAGAAGAAAUAAUCAACCGUAUUGUUCGCAACUACUAUGGCACACCCGUCUUAAUUUUCUGUUGUAACAAUGCUCGCACUUUACAUUUCUAUUCCGAAAUUUUGCAAUUCUGUUAUUUUAUCAUUUAUUGUCUUUCAGGUUACUUUGGGUAUAUAUUAGAAAAUUUAUAUUGCACGUCUGUCGAAUUUUCGUAAUUGUAUUAUCGACUACUAAAUAAUUAUUUUCUGU